AUUGAAUUGAAAUGCGCUUGUGAAGAUCCGGACAUUUACAGAUACAAUAGUUAAAGCAUCUCUUUCAUACACCGUGUAUCACCCGAAAUUAAUCGAUGAUGGAUAUCACCAAGCUCUUCGAUGUCAAGGGGAAAGUAGUGCUUGUCACCGGAGGUGCCAAGGGCAUUGGAAGAAUGAUCUCGGAAGGCUACGUCGCCAACGGUGCCAAGGUCUACAUCUCAUCCAGAGAUGCUGCCUCUUGCGAAAAGGCCGCGUCAGAGCUCACGGCCAAGGGUCCCGGUUCCGCCGUGGCCCUGCCCGCGAACCUGCAGUCACUCGACGAGUGCACCAAGCUGGCCUCUGACCUAGCGGCACGCGAGCCUCGACUUCACAUUCUCGUCAACAACUCGGGGGCUACUUGGGGAGCUUCUAUAGAGGAGCAUCCUGAUUCUGCCUGGACAAAACUGUUGACAUUGAACCUGCAGCGCGUUUUUACUCUUACGCAGCUUCUUCUCCCGUUGCUGGAGAAGGCGGCCACGGCGGCGGACCCGGCGCGCAUCAUCAACAUCGGGUCAAUCGAUGCCCUGCGUGUGCCCGUGCUUACCAACUUUGCCUACGCUGCAAGCAAAGCCGGGCUUCAUCACUUGAGCCGCACGCUGGCUGUAGAGCUGGGCAAGAGGCACAUCACCAGCAACACCAUCGCAUGUGGACCUUUCCCCAGCAAGAUGAUGGCGGCCACGCUGGAUGCGGCUGGAGAGGCUAUCAAGGAGGCUUCGCCCUUGGGUAGGAUCGGACAGCCUGAGGAUGUAGCGGGCGCUUGUCUUUGGCUGUCGAGCCAAGCUGGGGCAUUUGUGAACGGAGCCACAGUUCCGUUGGAUGGAGGCAUUUCUUUGGUGUCCAAGAUGUGAGAAAUUGGCAGUUAUCUGAAGCUAAAGCUCGCGGUGACUGGAGGUUUUCUCAUAUGUGUAUAAUUAUAAAAAUGCUAUGUGGUAAGGUCCAUUAGGUCAUAUGAAACAGUGUUGCAGAGGCUUGCCGACACAUGAAGUGUCAUGAUAUAAGAUGGAGAAGUUUGAUUCAUCGAUAUUUCACCACAGGAACUGAUAACAAAGAAUGGGACACCAGUGACCAAGCAGUCAAGUCUACUAUUUAUGAAUAACUUUUGGGGCUGGCAAAUAUGAAGAUAGACGGAGACGCU
Messenger RNA from Pyricularia grisea, 1174 nucleotides. RefSeq lists its product as uncharacterized. The transcript is spliced from 4 exons. The record is from RefSeq and is a predicted model, not a curated record. The coding region runs from base 96 to 887 and encodes 263 amino acids. NCBI's taxonomy places the organism in Eukaryota, Fungi, Ascomycota, Sordariomycetes, Magnaporthales, Pyriculariaceae. Gene Ontology annotation, molecular function: oxidoreductase activity.